AAGUUUGGUUUUCCUAUGGCCUUCACAACCACAAUGCUCUCAUGGAGUGUUAUUGAGUUCGGUGGGGUGAUGAAAACUGAAUUGGAGAAUGCAAGAGAGGCCAUUCGUUGGGGCACUAAUUAUCACCUCAAAGCCACUGCAUAUCCAGACACUAUUUAUGUUCAGGUGGGAGAUGCCGACAAAGAUCACGCUUGUUGGGAGAGACCAGAGGAUAUGGAUACUCCAAGAAAUGUGUAUAAGAUAGAUAGAAACAAUCCCGGAUCUGAUGUGGCUGCUGAAACUGCUGCUGCUCUUGCUGCUGCUUCUAUAGUUUUCAGAAAAAUUGACCCCAUUUACUCAAAAACUUUACUUAAAAGAGCUAUCAAGGUUUUCCAGUUUGCUGAUAAAUAUAGGGGACCCUACAGCAAUAGCUUGAAACCUAUUGUAUGCCCCUUCUAUUGUUCUUACUCUGGUUAUCAGGAUGAAUUGUUGUGGGGUGCUGCUUGGCUUAACAAGGCAACUAAGAACCCAAUGUACUUAAACUACAUUAAGGUCAAUGGACAGAUCCUUGGGGCUGAUGUGUCUGAUAAUACCUUUGGAUGGGAUAACAAACAUGUUGGAGCAAGGAUACUACUUUCUAAGGAAUUUCUUGUUCAAAAGGUGAAAUCCCUUUAUGACUACAAGGGUCAUGCAGACAAUUUUAUCUGUUCUGUUAUCCCUGGAUCAUCUUUAUCUUCCUCUCAAUAUACUCCAGGAGGGCUUUUGUUCAAGAUGAGUGAUAGUAACAUGCAAUAUGUCACUUCCACCUCCUUCCUACUCUUAACUUAUGCAAAAUACUUAACCACUGCCCGCACGGUUGUGAACUGUGGUGGAACCAUCAUAACUCCAAAGAGCCUACGAGCUAUAGCCAAAAAACAGGUGGAUUACUUGUUGGGAGACAACCCAUUAAAGAUGUCAUAUAUGGUAGGGUAUGGUGCAAGGUACCCACAAAGGAUACAUCACAGGGGUUCAUCACUUCCAUCUAUUGCUGUUCACCCUAAUAAGAUACAAUGUUCAGAAGGAUUCAAUGUAAUGAACACACAAUCCCCUAACCCCAACAUUCUUGUAGGUGCUGUUGUGGGGGGACCUGAUUUGCAUGAUAGUUUCCCAGAUGAACGAUCAGAUUAUGAGCAAUCAGAGCCAGCUACUUACAUCAACGCACCUCUUGUAGGAUCACUGGCUUAUCUUGCACACUCAUUUGGACAACUCUAAAGUAAAGAAGCACUUCUACAACACGUGCGCGCGCACGAGGUUUAAGCUU
Trifolium pratense (red clover) is the source of this 1279-nucleotide messenger RNA. RefSeq names its product endoglucanase 17. The record is from RefSeq and is a predicted model, not a curated record. Gene Ontology annotation, biological process: carbohydrate metabolic process. The coding region runs from base 16 to 1230 and encodes 404 amino acids. NCBI's taxonomy places the organism in Eukaryota, Viridiplantae, Streptophyta, Magnoliopsida, Fabales, Fabaceae. The transcript has 6 exons. Gene Ontology annotation, molecular function: hydrolase activity, hydrolyzing O-glycosyl compounds.